Molecule: messenger RNA, 1649 nt
Organism: Camellia sinensis
Lineage: Eukaryota; Viridiplantae; Streptophyta; Magnoliopsida; Ericales; Theaceae
Product: RHOMBOID-like protein 1
Biological process (GO): proteolysis
Cellular component (GO): membrane
Molecular function (GO): serine-type endopeptidase activity
Source: RefSeq, a predicted model, not a curated record
UAAAUAGAAUCAGCCAUCUAUCUGCCACCAUGCGGUGCUUUCACCUCUUCCGUCCUCUCUUUCUCUCUCUAAAUUUAGCUUACAAUUCCCUCUCUCCCAUCAUUCCCCAUUUAUUGUCCAUCCAUGGCUUCCCAACUUCUUCCUCCAAAACCCAGCCUCCACUUUCAAUCCCCAAAACGGAGAUUCUCUGCUAAAUUCAAUCCCAACCUCUCUCUCUUCUCCUUUCUACGCCCAUCGACGAUGUGGACUGCCUCUCCACCGGUGGACUAGCAGGAGGAGCAGACCACCAUCACCACCACCGCCGCCGCACUCCGCCCUAUCUCCUCCAAUGCAUCCGCCACACAAUAACCACUUCGCAUGGAUGGUGCCCACCUUCGUGGUCAUCAACAUUGGCCUCUUCGCCCUCGCCUUGUACAUCAACGAUUGCCCUUCACACUCCACCGAUUGUGUCGCCCAAGAUCUCCUCGGCGGCUUCGCCUUUCAGAGCCUCAGAGAAAAUCCCCUCCUCGGUCCCUCUGCUUCCACGCUACAACUUAUGGGGGCUCUUGAGGUGAAGAAAGUGGUUGAAGAGCACGAGGUAUGGCGCCUGCUCAGUUGUUCAUGGUUACAUGCUGGGGUCCUCCAUGUUCUUGCCAACAUGGUGAGUCUGCUAUUUGUUGGCAUCCGGCUUGAAGAGGAGUUUGGGUUUGUGCGAAUCGGGCUACUGUACAUUAUAUCUGGAUUAGGCGGGAGUUUAUUGUCAGCUUUGUUCAUCCGGACAACUAUUUCUGUGGGUGCCUCUGGCGCACUAUUUGGUUUACUCGGAGGCAUGCUUUCGGAACUUCUUACAAAUUGGACAAUAUAUACCAAUAAAUUCGCAGCAUUGUUGACUCUCAUUCUCAUCAUUGCAAUUAAUUUAGCCGUGGGAAUCCUGCCUCAUGUGGACAACUUUGCACAUGUUGGAGGAUUUGUUACUGGAUUUUUCCUUGGAUUUGUGUUUUUGAUUCGCCCACAGUAUGCAUGGGUGAGGCAAAGAUAUUCUCCUCCUGGUUACAUUGGGAUCAAAUCUAAACCUAAAUAUAAGGUGUAUCAGUUUAUAUUCUUGGUUAUCGCUCUCAUAGUACUUAUUAUCGGACUUACUGCUGGCCUAGUUUUACUCCUCAGCGGGGUUGAUGGGAACAACUACUGUUCUCGGUGUCAUCAUUUGAGAUGUGUCCCUACCCCUUUUUGGAAAUGCAAUUCAGAACAAGUCUAUUGUGAGUCCAACAUCUCUGGAAACCAGCUGAACUUGAAAUGCCUAAGCAAUAGGAAGAGCAAACUUUACACUUUGGAAGGUACUUACGAUACUACGUAUUUGGAGCAUCUGUGUUCCGAGCUUUGCAGUUGAUGUAAACACAGGCACAUAGGAGAUCACUGAAGACAGUUCAAGCCAUGCUGUUGAAACAACUUGGUUUGCUUUGAAAUUGUAGAUCUGAGUGAGGUGUUUGAUCAAGCCCUGUCGUGUUUCUGGUUAUUGGUGCAUCUGCAGAUAACCCAAAAAAAAAAAAGGCACGCUAUCAAAAAAGUGGAAUAGAAUGUAAAUUUGCUUCAUGGUAGCAUUGUAAUUGUACAGUUAAUCAAACACAAAUAAGUAAAUUAUAAAUAAAUUUAUCUAUAUUCUGCGUCUGUUA